AUGAUUGAAAUAUUUCGCAGCAUCAGAAAAGUAUACUACCUGGUUCUUGCUCUCAUUGGUAUUCCUGUUAAUUUGUUGGCAAUUAUAAUCCUAUCCCAAGGAAAGUGUGGUCUUUCUGCUUGUAUCACUCGCUAUCUGGUGGCCAUGGCAGCUGCUGAUCAACUAGUCAUUAUGACAGAGGUCAUAUUGAAGAGGAUUAGUUCUUAUUAUUUCCCAGGUUCUUUCCUUCAAGUAACACUCGUCUGCAGCAUUGUUAAAGUCCUGCGUCGGGCAUCAAUAGAUAACUCUGUGUGGUUAACAGUUACUUUCUCUUUUGAUCGUUUUAUUGCGAUAUGUUGCCAGAAGCUGAAAGCAAAGUAUUGUACUAAUAAGAAUGCAGCUGUGGUCAUUGCUACAACCUGCAGUCUACUGUGUUUAAAGAACAUUCCCUAUUAUUUUACAUAUAAACCAAAGGAGAUAAUAAACAAUGUACCAUGGUUCUGUGAUAUAAAGUCAAGUUUUUACACUAAUGCUGCUUGGUUGGUAUUUGACUGGUUUGACACGAUAUUAACGCCACUGCUUCCAUUUGCAAUCAUUAUGUUGCUCAACGCUCUGACAGUCAGGCAUAUCCUGGUGGCAAAUCAAAUCCGUAAGGGUCUGAGACGGAAAAGCAAGGGACAUAAUCGCAAUGACGCAGAAAUGGAGAGCCGAAGAAAAUCUGUAAUUUUGCUCUUUGCCAUAUCAGGAAGUUUUGUGCUUUUGUGGCUUUUAUAUGUCCUGGAAUUCUUCUACUAUAUCAUUACUAAAACCAAUGGCCCUGAAGAUAAUGACUCUUUAUAUAUCUUUGAACAAGUCGGAUAUAUAUUGCGCAGUUUAAGUUGCUGUACAAAUACAUUUAUUUAUGGAGUGACGCAGACGAAGUUCAGAGAACAGUUCAAGAAAGUGAUGAAACGCCCAUUGACCCUGCUUGUUGAAGUAAUAAAUAAUAAAAUACAUCUGAAAUGA
Rhincodon typus (whale shark) is the source of this 984-nucleotide messenger RNA. Its product is annotated as probable G-protein coupled receptor 139. The record is from RefSeq and is a predicted model, not a curated record. Gene Ontology annotation, biological process: G protein-coupled receptor signaling pathway. The transcript has 2 exons. Gene Ontology annotation, cellular component: membrane. The coding region runs from base 1 to 984 and encodes 327 amino acids. Lineage: Eukaryota; Metazoa; Chordata; Chondrichthyes; Orectolobiformes; Rhincodontidae. Gene Ontology annotation, molecular function: G protein-coupled receptor activity.